GACAGUUUAUCAAACACAUUAUUAUCAAUUAUAACUGAUUAAAAAUAUAUGGAAAUAAUUUAUCUGUUGGUCACGCCUCUAAUCAACAGUUCAUUCACAGCUGUGAAGGCGUGUACAUGUAUAUUGGAGUAGUGAAAAAAUAAUAUUUAUAUAUUAUUUACGUUUGGAAAAAGUGUUUAAAAUGUCAGUGUUAAAUAAUUUUACAGUGUCGAUAGCAAAGGGCUUGAGGCGUCUUCGUCAAAGUAAGGAGCUUUGCGAUCGGGGCUCAGGUCUCACACGAAAACAGCACGGCUCCAAUGAACAACGUCUGAAAAUGCAGAAAUGUCUCAUCGUCUCCAAAGUUACCAGAUAUGAAUAUGAAAAGCACAGCCAUGAUAAUAUAGAAGAUUCAAAGCUGGAGAAGAUCUUGAGGAAGCGUGGAUCAGAUUAUGACGCAAUGAUCAGCACUCAUCGGGAACAGAAAGCGUUUGAGGAGAGUGUUGCCAGAAAUUUGAAAGAUAUGGGACUUGAAGUCGAAAUGGCUAGUAGAUUAACAUACAACGAAGAAUUAAUAAAUUGGUGCGACGUAGUGGUACCGUGUGGUGGGGAUGGAACGUUUCUUCUGGCAGCUUCUAGAGUUCGAGAUGCGAAUAAACCAGUCAUCGGCUUCAAUAGCGCUCCACACAAGUCAGUCGGUCGUCUCUGUCUGCCAACAUGGUGUUCAAACGACGUUAAGGGUGCGCUGCAGGCGUUGAAAGAGGGCAGGUUCACAUGGAUGAGGCGUUCCAGGAUAAGGACAACGAUUAAAUCUGAGCCGAAACUUCUGGACACAAUAACACCAGUUGACCUGCACACCUUGCACUAUUGCAGGUAUCCCCCAGUAUCAAAUCCACACGACAGUCCAGAAACGUCGAACAGUCCGAACUUCAGUACUGAGGAGUCGAAUUCGACGUUAGCAACUAAAGUUCUACCGUUUCUAGCUUUAAAUGAGGUAUUCAUAGGGGAGAGUGUGACGUCUCGCGUGUCUCUGCUCCGGCUACAGAUCGACAACGGUCAGUGGACGCACACGAAGAGUUCCGGUCUGUGCGUCACUACCGGUACGGGCAGCACUUCGUGGCAUUACAGUAUAAAUUGCCUCCGAACCCACUCAGUACUGGAGCUGAUGAAGAUUCUCGGCGAGGAGUUCGGCGUAAAGAUGGACAGCUCCUUGGAGAAGGCGAGAGAAGUGACCGAGAGAUAUAACCAGAAGUUGAUGUUUCCAGCUGACUCGGAGUACCUGGCGUACUCGGUGCGCGAGUACAUCACGUUCGAGGAGUGGCCGGCGCCGCGCGGGCUGCGCGUGCGCGACCGCGCCGCCGCCGUGCGCGUGCGCUCGCACUGCACCGACGCCGGCUUAGUCGUCGACGGCAGUGUAUCGUUUCCUUUCAACGAUGGAACGGAAGCGUUGCUCGAAAUCCACCCGGAAGAUUCACUCAUGACAGUACACAUGGAUGACAAGUUGCCGUAUUGAUAACAACGUACAUCGAAUUCAUUCGUAUUUCUCCUCACUUUCCUCCGGGUAACCGUUAUACAACGCGAUGAAGAGUAUAUUUUUUGGUAUCCCAGAAUGAUCCCGUGAGUGUUGCUAGUUUAAUGAUGCGCAAACGCAAAUAAUAUUUAAGGAAACGUUUAAAGCUUCGAUAAUAUGCUUUAUGUUUUUUUUGUAGAUUAUUGCAUUUAAGAUCGACACUGAGAGUGUUCUUACCUGGGUUACCAGUUAUAUCCAGUGUAGUUGAUACGGUGACCCAGGGCGCAUUUUGGGCUUGCUAUAAGAUUUAGCCUUUCUGAGCGUGAUGCACGGAUAGAACAAUAAUUAAAAAAAUUGUCUUUUUUUUAUAUACAUAUAUAUAUAAGUCCCAUGUAUAAUAACUAUACUCUAUACGAAGUUUUCUCUCUUAUCUUAACGGAGACCAGUCAAAUCCGCAAGCGCACAAAUGUGCACACACACACAAGAGGUGCACAGUCUGUUCAAUAACUCUUAUAAUCCGACGGGACGGCAAAGAGUUUUAGUAACUGUUAUUUGUAGUGGUUGAAAUUGUUAUCACAUAAACAUGGAGUAACAAUUUUAUUUUAUAGAGAUAUAUUUUUUAAGUCUAAUUCGUGUUGAAGCAAUGCGGAGACAGUCAAGGUUAUUAACAUGUUAAAUAUACAUGGUGAUGCUGUACUAUAUAAAUAAUUUUAAAAAUAACGAUUUUUUUUUUAAUUAUAAUUUAGCUCAAGGUAGCAACGUAGUCGGUUAAAUAGAGUUUGAAGUACAAGCCUAAACACUUAGCGUGUUUUUUUAAUUAAUUUUUGGUUAUACAUGCAAAAAGUUUAUAAAUAAAAUAGGUAUGUCAUAAUUUAUUUUUAAGAUAAAAUGGUUCGUAAAUGUUCAAUAAUUCAAAAUAUGUUCAAAUGAAUUUAUAAUGAGAUUAAUUGCGAACUUUUAAAAUUAAAUUUAGUUUUUAAGUGUAAAGGAACGUUGAAUUAUUAUGUAUAAUCGAUUCCAAUGGCAGAAGUUGUAAAGGUAAACAAACUACUUUGACCUUGAACUGACAUAACAUCAUUGGUCGAUAUUUUUAUAAUCUGUGUUGUUAUGGAUUCGUAAAAAAAUGGCGUUUUGAAUAUCGAAUAAAAUCGUUGUGUCGAAAUUUAAAGAUAUUUAAUCGAGAACUGUUUGUAGUGCUUAAUAUAAUAUAUCAUAAGAUUAAUAUAUAUUUUGUUUAUCUUAACUCCUGCUGUUGGUAUAUAGUAUAGUAUAAGACUGAAUUUAUGUAAGAAAUACUUGCCUUAUGUAAACAAAUGUGCUACCUAUGUGAUAAUUAUAUAUUAGUAUCCGUAUUUCGAAGUGUUUGUUUUGAUUUCGUCGUCUUAUCGUAUUGACGUCUAUGGUACUAGGACAAAAUGUCACAACUUAAAAAUUUGGAUUUUUCUUUUAUAAGAUUUUCGUAUAUCUCGGUUGUAUUUCGAUUGUACUUGAUAAGGUUGUUUUGAGCGUGACUUUUAGUAUCUGAAAGUUUGGGGUGAGAUAUGGUUCUGGGUUGAUGUUUGUUCCGUGAUUAUAAUAAUACCGUGGAGUAUUUACUUCACGUUACAAGGUAGGUUAGGAAGGUAGUUCUGGGAUUAGUUGCAUUUCAGAUAUGUUGACUGUUAAUGUUUAAAAAGCCUUGUUUAUGGUUUUUAUUAUUUUUUACCGUAACGAGAGUAUCAUGGUCAAGGAUUAAACUUAAAUCUAAAAUAAAAUUUAAACUUGCUUUUUUAAGUUUGAUACACUAUAUACAGAUACUAUUUUUCAUAUAUAUGAUACAGUACUAUAUAUAUGAUACAGAUACUAUUUUUACCAAACUCUUGCUAACGAUAACUAAUGACAAACUGUUUCUUUAUCACCCUGCUCAUUGAGAUAUGUAAGCAUUUAUCGUCACAAAUAUAAACAAAUUAUUUUCCUUUUAUAUACAGAAAGACGUACCGACAAAGAGUCCUAAGGAUAGAUUUAAAAAAUAUAUGAUAAUUGAUUUUCAUUAUGUUUAACGUAUGCCGUUUUCUCCCUUACCCUAAGAAUUAACGCGAUAAAAUAACGGAACUUACUUAUAUUACAGUGAGUACUGAUACAUUUGAAAACAUAGUCGUCAACAAAACAUGUCAUUUUAAAUGUAUUAAAUAUGUUCUUGCUUGAUGAAUAUUUAAUUUGACCUCAUUGUAGUUAUAUAAUCCUAUUUUUCAUAAGAGGAGAGACAAGCAUUGGAAUUGUGGUAGAAGUUAUAUACACUUAUGUUACAGUCAGAAAUCUUAUGUUGGUUAAAAUUAGUUGUGAUCUUUAAAACUAGUUAUUACUAGAUUUACGAUGGAGCGAGUGCAUGGGGACCUCAGCCAAAAAACCUAUGAAUGUUCUGUGUUCUGGAACACCUAGAUUGGGAUUUCUAGGGAUAUCAUAAAUGAAGUGACUUGAUAGGUUGAGUUUGUUUCUGUAAACGUGCCGUCUGACCGUAUCUCAGUACAAGGAUGAUAGGCUUGCAGUACUCCUUUCUCAGAUAACACGCUAACAGAAAUAAGACUUACUUAACAUAUGACAUAAGUCCAUUGCAUGAUUGUGUUGCCAGUUAAAAGUAAGGCUUGCAGGACUAAUCUCUCAUGAUAUGACAUAUGUCUAUAGCAUGAUUGUGUUGCUAGUUAAAAGUCUAUUUGACGGAAGUUAGUUUCGACUGUAAUAUAUUUUUU
This is a messenger RNA of Vanessa atalanta (red admiral), 4212 nucleotides long. RefSeq names its product NAD kinase 2, mitochondrial (gene Nadk2). Gene Ontology annotation, cellular component: mitochondrion. The coding region runs from base 182 to 1489 and encodes 435 amino acids. Gene Ontology annotation, molecular function: NAD+ kinase activity. Gene Ontology annotation, biological process: NAD+ metabolic process; NADP+ biosynthetic process. The transcript has 11 exons. The record is from RefSeq and is a predicted model, not a curated record. NCBI's taxonomy places the organism in Eukaryota, Metazoa, Arthropoda, Insecta, Lepidoptera, Nymphalidae.